CAGGAGGAAUCUGGGGACAUCACGAUAAAGGCUGAAAAUGAGGAAAUACCAAGUAAAAAAGCUAGAGUCUCAGGUAUGGAGUUCUUACUUGGUAGUCUAUGCACCACGAAGGCUGGCAUGUCCGCGGAGGAGAAAGCAGAUCUCGAGGUUGUACAGUAUCAGUCGGAGCCUACGGCACCCCUCGAUUGCUGUCCCCUGCAAUGGUGGUCGAAAGUGUCCGCGAAAUGCCCGAAUCUGGCGAAGUUGGUGAGCAGGUAUCAUUGCGUGCCCGCUUGCUGUGCACCACCAUCGCGCAUUCCGCCGGAGGUACAGAUUCAGUAUGAUACAAAGCGCGCGAUUUUGCCACCUUCUCUGAUCGAUAAACUACUUUUCUUACAUGGUAAUCACACUAUGCAGAUGUGAAUAGAAUGUCUAUAAGCUUGCUCCUGAAAAAUACCUCGUUGAUGAUAAUUUUACAAAAAAUAUAGUUUACUUGCAAUAAUUUAAGUACAAAUUGACACAUAUGAGUGACACAAGUGUGAACUCUAUGUAACUUUC
Molecule: messenger RNA, 537 nt
Organism: Wasmannia auropunctata (little fire ant)
Lineage: Eukaryota; Metazoa; Arthropoda; Insecta; Hymenoptera; Formicidae
Product: zinc finger BED domain-containing protein 1-like
Exons: 2
Coding region: 76-402 (108 amino acids)
Molecular function (GO): protein dimerization activity
Source: RefSeq, a predicted model, not a curated record